AUGCUCCUCUUCUGCCCCCACUGCGCCAACAUCCUCACCGUGUCCCUCACGAACCAGGGCACCAACCGUCUCGAGUGUCGAACAUGCCCCUUUGAGCACCCCAUCGUCGACCCCGUCUUCUCGCGACGAGCAUACGAGCGCAAGGAGAAGGAGGAUGUAUUCGGCGGGCCUGGAGCGUGGGACAAUGCGCAAAAGGGAAGGGUGCAGUGCCCCAACGACGGCUGCGACGGCGAAGAGGCUGCCUUCUUCCAGGUGCAGAUCCGCAGUGCAGACGAGCCUAUGACGAGCUUCUACAAGUGCAUGGCUUGUGGGCAUCGGUGGAGGGAGAACUGA
Geosmithia morbida is the source of this 333-nucleotide messenger RNA. RefSeq lists its product as uncharacterized. Gene Ontology annotation, molecular function: nucleic acid binding; zinc ion binding; DNA-directed RNA polymerase activity. Gene Ontology annotation, cellular component: RNA polymerase III complex. The coding region runs from base 1 to 333 and encodes 110 amino acids. Gene Ontology annotation, biological process: DNA-templated transcription; termination of RNA polymerase III transcription. The record is from RefSeq and is a predicted model, not a curated record. Lineage: Eukaryota; Fungi; Ascomycota; Sordariomycetes; Hypocreales; Bionectriaceae. The transcript has 2 exons.